AUGCCUACCGACUCGUCCUUCCCAACGGUAGAAAUACCAAGUGUCGACCUUUGGGGAUUCAUAUUCGAGAGGAAAGAUCGCAACUUCUCGGACGACCAAGUUAUAUACCGCUCCUGCAAUGACUCUUCACGGAAAUACAGCUGGCGUGAGGUACGAGAAGCAGCCGAAGCAUUCGGCAAAGGGCUACGCAAUCAAUGGGAUUGGUCAAAGGGCGACACUUUAGCCAUAUACGCGCCAAACGAUGUUGAUUUCUCCCCAAUUAUCUACGGCACAUUCUACGCCGGCGGCAUAGUCACACCAGCCAACCCAGCAUACUCAGCAAACGAGCUAGAGUUCCAGCUUAAAAACUCAGAAGCCAAAGCUUUGGUCACCACGAAGAAGUUCCUCGCCAAUGCAGAGAAGGCGGCCAAGAAGGCCGGUAUCGACAGCGAUCGGAUUAUCUUGUUGGGCGAGGAGCGAGACGACUCCCACAGGUUCAAGCACUGGACAAACAUCAGAGCUACCAGCGGUGCUGUACGGUACCGAAGGCGGAAGAUGGACCCAGACAAGGACCUGGCUUUUCUAGCUUACAGCUCAGGAACGACUGGCCUGCCAAAGGGUGUCAUGCUCAGUCACCGAAACAUCAUCGCGGAUGUCCUUCUCAUCAACGGCGCGGUCGGCAAGUGGUACGAAGGUGGGAAGGAUAAGAUCCUGGGUGUCCUUCCUUUCUUCCACAUCUACGGACUGACGGGCCUCCUCCACCAACCACUCCACAGAGGCCUCGAAGUAAUCGUCAUGCCAGCAUUCGACCUCAAAGUCUUCCUCGAAGCAAUCCAAGAACACAAGAUCACCUUCAUCUACGUCGCACCACCAGUUAUCGUCCGCCUGGCCCGUGAUGAGCUCGUGUCCAAAUAUGACAUCAGCAGCGUCAAGAUGAUCACUUCAGGAGCGGCACCAUUGACCAAAGAGCUCGUCGACACUGUUCACAAACGAACGAAGAUAAAGAUCAACCAAGCCUACGGUCUCAGCGAGACCUCUCCAAUGACGCAUACUCAGCCAUGGGACGAGUGGUACAGCUCAGUUGGAUCUGUGGGCAAGAUGUUUCCUAACAUGCUUGCGAAGUAUAUGUCGGAAGAGGGUGAAGAGGUGCCUCCAAAUCAGCCUGGCGAGCUCUGGCUGUCUGGGCCCAAUGUAUUUAAAGGCUACUGGAAGAAUGAGAAAGCCACAAAAGACUCUAUGUCGCCAGAUGGAAAGUUUUUCAAGACGGGCGACGUUGGAUAUCAAGAUGCCAACAACAACUUUUAUAUCACUGAUCGUGUGAAGGAGCUGAUCAAGUACAAAGGCUUCCAAGUCGCACCCGCCGAGCUCGAAGGCAAACUAAUGGACCACGAAGGCGUCAACGACGUAGCCGUGAUCGGCGUCCAGGACGAAGAGAUGCACACCGAAGUUCCCAGAGCAUACAUCGUUCCGGCGAAGGGCAAAGACAGCGACAAAGAUGCGGAGGAGAUCGUCAAGUGGGUCAGUGAGCAGGUUGCAAGCCACAAGAGAUUGCGAGGUGGCGUCAGGUUCAUCGAGGAGAUUCCGAAGAGUGCAAGUGGGAAGAUACUGCGGAGAGUACUGAAAGAUAAGGCGAAGCAGGAAGACAAGGACAGUGGGAAGAAGGCGAAGUUGUGA
Molecule: messenger RNA, 1653 nt
Organism: Cyphellophora attinorum
Lineage: Eukaryota; Fungi; Ascomycota; Eurotiomycetes; Chaetothyriales; Cyphellophoraceae
Product: putative 4-coumarate--CoA ligase 1
Exons: 3
Coding region: 1-1653 (550 amino acids)
Biological process (GO): secondary metabolic process
Molecular function (GO): CoA-ligase activity
Source: RefSeq, a predicted model, not a curated record